CGGCUCAACUUGCUGGAUGCCAAUUUGCCAUCGAACACGAGGGAGCACGCUACGUGAACAGCUCACCGGGGCACUGCUUGUCGUGUGAAAUGCAGCCCUGCUUGGGCCGGCUGGGGUCCCCCGAUGGCAUUGCCUGGCUCUGGGAAAUGUCCUUUUUGGGGUGGCACAGCCGGCACGAUGCGAGGCGCUGGGCGCUGCCUCCUGCGCACCGCUGUCGCUCACCGCGACCCCGUCCUCGCACCGCGGACUGGGGAGGAGGGCUGGAGAGAAGGGGCUGGGGAGGAAGCUUUAUGUAAUUCUUGGCUGGCUUCUGAGUAAUUGUUUUAAUGAAAUGGAAUGCGGUGUAUUCUGCGCUGCUUGGCAGAAACAGCCUUUUUUUGUAUUUGCUAUUUUGGGGGGGAAGCAGUUGAAGUUAGUCUGUUUUCCAGCUGCUUUGAGCAGUUCAGCUUGGGUUUGCCACAGAGAUGGGAGUAGAAUAUUGCUCUCAGCGAGGGGACAGUUGCCCUGGUGUGUGUGUGUGUCCUCGUGCGUGUGUAAUUUAGUGUGUAAGUGACUGAGCCUGGUCCCUCUGUGCGGUGUGAACACCGCUGUGGUUCUGAAGAGGGAUCAGCUCAAUUUCAAAGUGCCCAAUAGUGACGUGUAGGUACCUGUGCUUACAAAAUACGUAUGCAUCUAGGACCUUGAUAGGGAAAAGAAUCAAAUUUCUACUGUGCCCUACCUCAGGGUACGGCAGGAAUGUGAUGAGUUGAGACAAGGAAGUCAACUUAAUUUUCAGCGAGGCAGAAAUGCAGGAGCUGGGAAUCUUGACUUCUGUAAAUGAGUGCAAAAUACUUUCCCCAGUUCUCUCGGAACGGUUGGGUGACUUGUAUCUUAGGAUUAGUGGAGGGCCAAUUAGGGAUCACGCUGAAAACCCUUUUUCAGAAAGUAAUUUGAAGAGGGAUUCAUUUCACGUACCUAUGAAGGGAAGUUUAUUCUCAUGCUGCUUCUAUUUCAGUAUUGCUGGCAUUUCCAUUUUUGGUCAGCGCUGGAGAAGGGUCUCUUUUACUCAUCUUCUACCUCUCAAAAUCUACUUUCUACUCUGCCUUUAUCAGUUUUUUAUUGCAGUUUUCUGUAGUCAUGAGUUCUCUUGCGAGUAAAGCAGCCUUCCGUUGGUAGGAUGAAGUGUUUCUUUGGCUAAUAAAUUCUGGGCAGAACACUGAGAUGGAGAAGCUGUCAGGCGUUUGUUUGCUUUGUUAAUACUGCUUCUGGUAAAAAUAAAUCCUUGUUAUUUCUCUUGCAGGUGGUGAAACAAGCAAGAUUGUAGUAACUGUUACUUCUGUCCUGAUGGCAGAGGAUAGGUGGAAGGAUAGGUUGCCUAUCUUCUCACAGCAGGAAGAGAGGGGGAACCUCAGACAGAUUCUCUAGCUCUUCUCAGUUCACUGGUUAAAAUAUAUUCUAGUUCUAAAAACGUUAGUUUUCUGUCUGGCUUUAACAAUUUCUUUUCUUUCUGUGGCUCUUGGGCACGGCAUUGUGAAACUCCUAAGCCACAUUCCUCUGCCCAUGCUGAAAAAAUGCAGAGCUGUGGAGCUGUCAAGCCAUCAGCGAGCUCCAUCACGUUGCCACCCACAUCUUCUCCCAAAGUAACUGGGGGGCAGUUCCCACAUUCAUUUCUACAACACUGUCCUCCUUCCGUUCAUUCCCAGAGGCUGCUGUUGAAAUAAAAAAGAAGCUGUUUUAAUUAGAUUGUCAGCCAUGUGCUCAUGGCACCCUUGUACUCUGCGGUCUUUUCUAGGGGUUCUUUCAAAGAUGUUGCUUGCCCACUCUGUAAUUACUUGGAUUAUCUUGAGGUUUUAGGAGAAUGCUCAUUAGAUUGAAAGCUUCAUUUUAAAACUUUCUACCUAUUAUAGUUAUAAGUGGUACUAAGAUCAACAUGACUGAAAAAUGUUAAAUAUUUUGCUGUCAUUUCCCCUUGCCCUGCUCUGUGAGUUUACAUUGGGCUUUUGGCAGUGCUUUGUGUAAAGUCAGUUCCUGAUGAUGACUUACACUUUUUGGCUCGCAAAGAGGUCGGCGUUGCUUCCAAGUCUGCUCCCACUCUGUUGCAGAGAGCCCUUACAGAAACGAAAACUUUUUUUAAAAAGAGAGGUCCACCAUUUUGAGAGCAUUUUCUUGGUAAUUGAAUUUUUAAAAAGCCAGUUAAACCAGAUGCCAUAUUUGACAAGAAACACUAAUUUCUUAAGAAAAGGGGAGCAUCUUCCCUCAGAAUAGUUGGCAAGUCAAGCCAACAAGUCUUUUUAACUCAUCUUAAUUUAUAUCUCCAUAUACUAAGCUUUUACUUGGCAUCCUCAGUAUCUGAUAUUUGCUAGGACUUUGUUUCGUCUUAUAGGCAUGGGCUUUUCCAACUUGACACGGGUUGUUUUUUAAGGGUAGAUCUGCAUCUGUUGGACUUUCUUUGCAUUCAUGUUCAUGGGAGAUACGCUUGUUACCUACUAAGGGAAAGUUGUUGGAGUGUAUGCAAAAAUAUUCUCUGGAAGGACUAAGAUCUGUCAAGCCUGCGUUAUGGUCUCCCAUUUCAGAGCCUUCAGGUUAGGUGUGUCUCAAUAAGGCUGUACUAAACAGGGAUAAGAUUGCAGUGUCUCUUCAGUGUCCCCGUUCCGAACUGCUGGCCUCCUCCUUUUGGUAGCCGGGGGUUCUGUAUUUCGUGGGCAGAAUUUGUGCUUCUCGUGCUUGUAAUUAAUUCAGAAUUCGUUCUUAUAUUUCUUUCCUUCAUUUCAUCAUCUUUAUGUGUGGCUCAAAUUUUCUAAUUGGCACUUUGCCUGGAAGAGUCUAUAUUCAGAUCUGUUUAUGCUGCUUGGAUAGGGUUUCCACAGUUUAAAAGAUGCUGUUUUUUUUUUUUUCCUCCGUUAAGCUUCAUGCCUGUUCUUGCAUGACCAUGCAAAUCUUAUCCUUCCCUUUAUUGGUUAUGGGGUCCACAUGGUUUCCUGUUUCAGUUACUUAAAAAAAAAAAAAAAGGAGGGAUAAUUAAGUUAGAACGUGCAAGCUCUGACAGUAUUUUGUCUCUGGCAGCGUCCAACAGCAUUACAUAUGCUGAUGGAUCUGGUCAUAGUGAUCUUUAGCUGAAUGAGAUGCUGGCUCUGAAGUGAGUCCUGCAGGCACUUGGGCCUGGCUUGGUGUAGUGGCCUAGUGCCCCUGGAGGGGGGUGGCCUUACCUCCCUCAUUUUAUGCCUUCCAUCUCCUGCAUCCUCUGGCUCUUUGGACAUACCCCUUCCUUUUUGCUGACCCCUGUGCUUAUCUCACUUUCUUAACUCAGAAAGUCUUUCUUUUUUUUUUUUUUUUUUUUGGGGGGGAGGUGUAUAUUCUGUUAAAUUGGUUCAUGGAGGGGUCUUGUAAAAGCCAGAGCCAAGAGAGGUAAGUGGCAGCAGCACAUGUCUGGAAGAGGGAGCGAAACCUCUCCAUUUUUGGCAGUGGCGAGCUGUUAAUUUGCCGUUCUGCAUCCUGUGAAACUGUAUCCUCAGCUCUGGUGCUCACUGUCCAGUGGAACUAUUGUUCUCUGUUCCCAUGUAAGCCCUGAUGUAACAUGUUUUUCUUCCCCAGAUGAGUAGAAUCAGCAGUUCCCAAAUUAUGAUCUGCGAGCGGUAAGUGCUCCACAGCUGUUGGAAGGUGUCCUUUUAAAUGGUCAAAUUUACAAAUUUGUCAUUGCUACCUGAGGGCCCUGAAGUGCAAGCAAAUGAGGGUUGCCGUUGCCUGCAGAUUUGGAAUCCACUGCCUUUUUCAAGCUCUUCUGAUGUGCCAACACGUAUGGCACGGGGCUAAUGCUUAGAACCUGCUGAGAAGAGUUAUCUGCUACCAGAUUGGCAUAUAUUGUCACUUCAGUGCUGCUUGUAACAAUGCUGAGUUCAAGUCAGAUCCGACUGCUUACAGACGCCUUACUGGCAGACCUGGAAUCCACCACCUCACAUAUCUCCAAGCGGCCAGUGUUUCUAACGGAGGAAACGCCGUACUCCUAUCCAACUGGAAACCACACGUACCAGGAGAUCGCUGUGCCGCCUCCAGUGCCCCCGCCGCCUUCCAGCGAGGCCCUAAAUGGCACUGUGAUCGACCCCUUGGACCAGUGGCAGCCCAACGUAUCCAGAUACGUCCACCAGCAGCCUCAGUCCCAGUCGCCUAUAUACAGCUCUAGUACCAAAAGCUCCAGUGCCUCUGUUCCUAGGGACGGGCUCAGCUCUCCUUCUCCUCGUGCCAGUGAAGAGGAACACGUCUACAGUUUCCCAAACAAGCAGAAGUCUGCAGAACCAUCUCCCACGAUGACCAGCACCUCUCUGGGCAGCAACCUCUCAGAACUGGACAGGCUUCUCCUGGAACUGAAUGCUGUUCAACAUAAUCCCCCAAGUGGCUUCCCAGCAGACGAGGCCAGCAGAAGCCCAUCACUGCCCGGCGUGACUGGACCUCACUAUGUCAUCCCAGAGAGCAGCAGCUCUGUGGGAGGGAAGGCUGCACCCCCUACAAAAGAAAAACCAAAGCGGAAUGGCGGGCGUGGGAUUGAGGAUGUGCGUCCCAGUGUGGAGAGCCUGCUGGAUGAGCUGGAGAGCUCAGUGCCAAGUCCAGUCCCUGCAAUCACUGUGAGCCAAGGUGAGGUGAGCAGCCCCCAGCGCGUCACUGCCAGCCAACAGCAGACCCGUAUAUCUGCUUCUUCAGCUACACGAGAACUGGAUGAGCUGAUGGCCUCCCUCUCCGACUUUAAGUUCAUGGCGCAGGGGAAAGCCGGCAGCAGCUCCCCGCCGUCCACAACCCCCAAACCUGGCAGCCAGCUGGACACCAUGCUGGGAAGUCUCCAGUCCGACCUGAACAAGCUGGGAGUAGCUACGGUUGCCAAGGGCGUCUGUGGAGCCUGCAAGAAGCCGAUCGCUGGGCAGGUAGUUACAGCCAUGGGGAAGACCUGGCACCCUGAGCACUUCGUCUGCACCCACUGCCAGGAGGAGAUCGGCUCACGGAACUUCUUUGAGCGGGAUGGGCAGCCCUACUGCGAGAAGGACUAUCACAACCUCUUCUCUCCUCGCUGCUACUACUGCAACGGGCCGAUCCUCGAUAAAGUGGUGACGGCUUUGGACAGAACAUGGCACCCUGAACACUUCUUUUGUGCCCAGUGUGGAGCUUUCUUUGGACCUGAAGGGUUUCAUGAGAAGGACGGCAAAGCCUACUGCCGCAAGGACUACUUUGACAUGUUUGCUCCCAAGUGUGGAGGCUGUGCCCGGGCUAUCCUGGAAAACUACAUUUCUGCCUUGAACACCCUGUGGCACCCUGAAUGUUUUGUCUGUCGGGAAUGUUUCACACCAUUCAUCAACGGCAGCUUCUUCGAGCACGACGGGCAGCCCUACUGCGAGGUGCAUUACCACGAGCGUCGCGGCUCGCUGUGCUCUGGGUGCCAGAAGCCUAUCACAGGACGCUGCAUCACUGCAAUGGGCAAGAAAUUUCACCCUGAACACUUUGUCUGUGCCUUCUGCCUCAAGCAGCUCAACAAAGGAACCUUCAAAGAACAGAACGACAAGCCCUACUGUCAGAACUGCUUUCUCAAACUCUUCUGUUAGAGGCGUCCUAGCUGGGAGCUAAGCAUCUUUCUGCCUCCCCCCGGGCAGUUCUGUCUCUCUGAACGUUACUGUGAUUUCGAAACCUUCCCAGGCAGGGGAGAGGGCGGGUGGGGGGUGGGUGGUAGUGCUUGCUGCUGCUGCCAGGAGGCAGCAGCUCCAGAGACGGACCAUUAAACUGGAAAUGCCCUUGCUGUGUCUCAGCAGAGAGAGGCGAGUCCCCUGGUCCCUGUGUGCGGCUGGGUGUGACUGACAGCUGAGCUUAGCCCGAGGGCUCCACCAGGGAGCUUCUCCUCAGCCCCCUCCCGGCAGCAGGAGCCUUAGCCAGUACGUUUCAGCGCGUGUCAGCGCUCUGAGCACACCCUGACACUGGCGGGCAACGCAGCCCUCUGUCCUGACACCUCUCUGAGGCUCCUGAGCGCAGCCCGAGCGGUAGCACGGCGAGGGCACCCCGCGAGCUCAGCACCACCCUGCCUCCGCUCCCUGGGGCCGCGGGCACGCCUGGCUUACCAGGAGCCUCAGCACAGGCAGCCAGGACCCUGCAAGGGUCUCUCCAGUUCCAUUACACUGUAAGGAGUUGAUACCACUUUUUUUUUGUUGUUUGUUUGAAGAGGAAUCAAGGUAUUACUGUGUUUUUUUUUUUUUUUUCUUUUCCCCUAGUUUGUUAUUCCCUGCCCUCUCCAAGCCCUGACCAUCCCUCCGUGCCGCUGAGCGCCCCUAGGGUGACGUGCGGGGCCAGGCACCUCCCUCAGCACCCACUCCCCUCGCCUGCUGCUCCCAGGAGAGAGGCAGUGGUGGCAUCGUCCCUUCUUUAGGAGCAGGGAGGUUAGGGACAGCCUUCAUCACCCAUCCCCGUCACGAGUGCCUGUGGUGUGCGUGCGUUUAUCUGGCCCGAAGCUCUCCCACCUACCAGGCCCUGCGCUUGUCGCAAGGUCGGGGAGAAGCGGAGGGGUUUAAGAAGCCAGGGAAAAAAAAAAAAUCCACCCUUUGUAUGCUUUCUCCUUCCUCUCUUUGCUAACGAGACCUGUCAGCCCUCGGUAUUUCCUUUCUGCGCUCCUGUUAAACGUGUUCCACGGAGAGAUGCUAGAGCAAUAACCUUUUGUACUGCCUGUUACCGGCAUAACAAGUCCCCGGGGUCGGGUGUGUGAGGCACACUUGGUUUUACUAUCGAAAUGAAUACUGUAUCCUGCCUUUGAUAAGAUUUCUACACUGAUUUUGAAUUCAUAUCUAAUUUGCUUUUAAUCCUCUUAUACGAAAAUUGGUUUUGAAGUGAUUUUAAGAAAGCGCCUUUAUAUCUCGAGCUGUGCUGUUCCAGGCAGCGUGCCCGCGGGGCUGCCCGCCUGCCUUUGUAACCUCGACGCUGUGUUAAACCGA
Molecule: messenger RNA, 6932 nt
Organism: Cygnus atratus (black swan)
Lineage: Eukaryota; Metazoa; Chordata; Aves; Anseriformes; Anatidae
Gene: PXN
Product: paxillin
Exons: 11
Coding region: 3864-5561 (565 amino acids)
Biological process (GO): transforming growth factor beta receptor signaling pathway; substrate adhesion-dependent cell spreading; endothelial cell migration
Source: RefSeq, a predicted model, not a curated record